AAUAUAAUUAAAAAAACAAUGGAAAUUCCCAGCGUUGGCCCAUUUAUUAUAGGCAAAACCUUAGGUCAAGGAACUACAGGUAAAGUCAAAUUAGGUUUUCAUAAAAAUACAGGUUUUAAAGUUGGUAUCAAAAUCAUCAACAAAGAACUUCUUAUAAAUAAACCUUCAAUGCGUAGAAAGAUCGAAAGAGAAAUUGUAUUAAUGAAACUCAUUGAUCAUCCAAAUGCAAUGAAGAUGUACGAAGUUUAUGAAACAUCAAAAUAUUUAUUUUUAAUUUUAGAGUAUGUAGAAGGUGGAGAGCUUUUCGAUUAUUUAGUAGAAAAAGGUGGUUUAGAAAGUGGUGAGGCUUUAUAUUUUUUUCAACAAAUUAUUAUUGGUUUAGAAUAUUGCCACAGUAGAAAUAUAUGCCACAGAGAUUUAAAACCAGAAAAUUUAUUAUUAAGCGGCGAUAAAAGAAUUAAAAUUGCUGAUUUUGGUAUGGGUUCCAUUGUUCGUAAAGAUAUGUUAUUACAUACCAGUUGUGGAUCACCACAUUAUGCCAGUCCUGAAGUGGUCUCUGGUAUUGAUUAUGAUGGUCAAAAAGCCGAUGUUUGGAGUUGUGGUGUAAUUUUAUAUGCAUUAUUAACUGGUAAAUUACCAUUUGAUGACGAAAAUAUUAGAAGAUUAUUAAAUAAAGUUAAAAAUGGUGCUUUUUCAAUGCCACCAUAUAUUCAUAAAGAUGCCCAAGAUCUUUUAACCAGAAUGUUAACAGUCGAUCCAAGUAAGAGAAUUUCAAUUAAAGAAAUUAAAGAACACCCAUGGUUUACAUCAAACCACAGCCAAUUCCAAAAAGCAUCACCAGUAGAAGAAAUUAAUGCAGAUCCAUUAAUUGACCAAUCACAAAUUGACGACGAUAUUUUUAGAAGUCUAAUGGCACUUGGAUUAGGUUCAGCUGAAGAAGUUAAACAACAAUUAGUUUCAAAUCAAAAACAUGUUUCUCUUAUUUACUAUAGAUUAUUGGAAGAAAGAAAGAAAUUCGAUAGCGAUGUCAACAAAUAUGGUUAUAAGCCAAAGGAAGCAAGAAGAAACAGUUUAUCAGAGAUUUCAUUGAAAAGAAUUUUCAAUGGUAGCAACAACAAUAACAAUAACAAUAACAACAACAGCAAUAACAACAGUAGCAAUAAUAGUAGUAGCGGUAGUAAAUCAAAUGAUUCACAACCAGUACAACCACAAUUUAUUCAACAACAACAACCCCCACAAGCUCAUCAACAAUCACCAUCAAAUUCAUCAUCACAAGAGUCAAUGCUUACUAAUAGUGGUAGUAGCUCAAGCAGUAUUGGAAGCGGUGUUAGUAGUAGUGGCAGCAGUGGUAGUUUUGGUAGCAAUAGAUCAGAAGGUUUACUUAAACAAGCUUUACAACAACAUCACCAACAACAACAACAACACCAACAAGUUCAACAACAUUCACCACAAUACCAACCAAUGCAAAUUGAUAAACCAUCAAGUGGUAGUGUUGGAUCAUCUUCAAGCAGUCCAGUUAGCUCAACAUCAUCAUCCGCUUCAACUUCACCACAACUUCAAUCAGUUAAACCAGAUCAUUAUCAAAGAAGAGGUAGUAUGACAGCCACUACUAAUCCAGCAACUAGUCCAACCAUGUCACACAGAGGUAAAACUUCAUCACCAAUCGAAAUUACAUCCAAAGUUAGAAAACUUAAGAUUAGCGAGUCAGGAGGUGGUACACCAGGUUCACCAAUUAUUGGUAGUAGUCCAAAGAAAUCAUGGUUCUCUUAUUUCUUCUCUAAAGGUAAUAGCAGCAACAAUUUAAACAAUAAUAAUCAUAACAACAACAACAGUGGUAAUCAUUCACAAGCUAGCGGUAACUUUGUCAUUGAUAGUAAAAUUGAUGUCAAUUUAAUUUAUGUAAAUUUAGAAAAGAUAAUUAAAAAAUAUGGUUAUGAAUGGAGAUAUCAACAAUCAGCAGCUCCAGGUCAAAGUGUUAAUCAUUGUUUCAUUAGAUCACACUCCAAUAAUCAUGAUGGUACACCACAAUUCGAAUGUGAAAUCGAAAUUAAACCUAAUCCAAUCGGACAACCAAUUUUACGUAAUAAUAAUAGUAAUAAUAGUAUUCCACCUCUUAAUUUGAAUGGUGGAAAUAAUAAUAAUAACAAUAAUAAUCCAUCAUUUAAAUUACAAAUUAUUCAUAAAUCUGGUUCUCUCCAUAAAUUUAAUAACUUCACAUCCUCAUUGGAACAAAUUUUAACCAAUUAAAAUUAAAUAAUAUCAAAAUAAUAAUAAUUUUUUUUAUAAUAAAAGAAAAGAAAAAAAAAGAUAACAAAUAUUGUAAAAUAUAUAGUAAAAUUAAUAAUAGUAACAAUAAAAUAAUAAUAAUAAUAAGAAAAAGAAAAAAAAGAAAAAGGUCAAGCACCAUAUAUAAUACGCAUAAAAACCAACAUCCUUUUUUUUAAAAUUUUUUUUUCAACAAAAAAUUAUUAUUUCAGAAAAAUAUAUAUAUAUACAUAUAUAAAAUAUAUAGAUUAUAUAUUUAAAAUUUUUUUACACAAUCAAAAUAAAAUUUUUAAUAAAUUCAAACCUUUUAAUAUAUUAACGGUUAAAUAAUAUU
Molecule: messenger RNA, 2599 nt
Organism: Dictyostelium purpureum
Lineage: Eukaryota; Evosea; Eumycetozoa; Dictyosteliales; Dictyosteliaceae
Exons: 6
Coding region: 19-2247 (742 amino acids)
Biological process (GO): microtubule cytoskeleton organization; intracellular signal transduction; protein phosphorylation
Cellular component (GO): cytoplasm
Molecular function (GO): protein serine/threonine kinase activity; ATP binding; tau-protein kinase activity
Source: RefSeq, a predicted model, not a curated record